Messenger RNA from Cololabis saira (Pacific saury), 2233 nucleotides. RefSeq lists its product as uncharacterized. NCBI's taxonomy places the organism in Eukaryota, Metazoa, Chordata, Actinopteri, Beloniformes, Belonidae. The record is from RefSeq and is a predicted model, not a curated record. The transcript has 5 exons. Bases 493 to 1173 code for a protein of 226 amino acids.
AUCCAGACAAGCACUUUCACUUUGAGUGGAGCCUGUGUAUGACUGAGGAUACAAGGAGUGACAAGGGGAAGAGACACAGAGGAGGACGGGACCAGCGUCUUUAAUACUUUAUCCAUUAACCAGCCUUAAGGAACAGAGGAGUGGUGGAAAUUCAGGAAAAUUCUGUGCCAGCAGUGAAAGAAAGAAAAAGGGAAAGGGAAAGGCUGCAGCCACUCAGACACUACUGGGAAAAUCCAAAGUGAAAGAGCAUGUUGAUGUGAGAUGAUAUUUGAGGCUUGUUUGGGAAAGUACCAAAAGAAACCAGGACAGGCUGCAGAAAGGAUGUGAACAAGAUCACCAAACAUCAAGCAAGUAAAGAAGUGUGUUCUGUCAACGACCUCAAGAAGCCACAGUGGAGGAGACUUCCUUUCACAGACUGACACAGAGCUGCAUCCGUGUACUUGCUCUCGAGAAGAGAAAUGGAGAAGUGUCCAUUCUUAGAAAGAUAAAAGGAUGUCACUGCCAGUUGUACUUCUGUCAGUCCUCAUUGUCCAAUGUGGUGGAUGUGACUUUGGUGUGGAAAAUAUGAAGGCAACCAUCGACUCGAAUCCAACUGGAUUUCGGACAGUAUUUCCGAAGAAUUAUAAUAUUGUCCACCAUUAUACGAGAAGCAUGCUCUGCAAAACUGAUCCGUGUUGCGUCUUCCCCGCUGCCGUGGUACUCCUGGACUCCUGGCAUGUGCUUCUCAGAAACCUCUGGGAUGAGCACGUAAAUCACUCCUUAAUCCUCGACCUAAAGCAAACACUGGAUAAAAUUGUUGCAAAGAACAGGAAUAUAGAGAGGUUCCAGGAGGAUACAGAUCUUUCACAAUUGGCCACAUUACAAUCUUCUCCAGAGGAACUUUUAGCCUUCACAUCAGAACUUUUUACCCGGUGGCUCGAGGUUGGGUGUUUACCUUCCAUUGAAACCUGCUCACUGCCCACAUUGCCGCCCUCUGUUGAGAGAAAAGACUAUGGUCCAUCGAGGGAAAGACUCAUGACCACCCGAACCAUCGGCAGUGUGGAACAUGGACAGCACGACACAAUGAUAGACAUUGCACCACAACUGUCGAAUGGAGGGUCUCGAUCACCGUCCUGUUUUUCCUGUGCCUCCAGCUUCCUGCUAGUCGGACUCUGCUGGUUGGUGUUGCCAUAGUAACAAAAGUUAAUUUUGCACAUGAAGUCCAAUACUUUUUUUAUUACACUGAACUUUUGUUAUCUUUGUGUUUUGUUGCAAUACGUUUUGUAAACAUGGAAUAACAUGUUUCAUUUCAUGUCCAAAGUUAGCUCCAAGUAUUCACUGUUUAACAGUUUAUUGUAAUAUCACAAAUACAUAAGGAAAAGAAUUAGCCACCUUCUCUUGAGUAAGCCACAGGCUGCAGCUAAUUGUGCUUUUCAUGCUAAAAAGAGAUAAAUCCUGAGCUCUCCAAUGCACAUAAGCGUUUAUCUAUGUCGAUUUGUCACUGUUUACAACAAUUGUUAUGUAAGAUGUUUCAGCCUAUUGCUGUUGUACAUAAAUGUAAAUUAGACUCAUUUAGAUAGUAAGCGUUUGAUUUAACUGACCAGAUGCAUUCAGAGGAUUGUAAGCUAUAUUUAUUAUGGUCUUUGUUGUUUUUCAUCAAAGAUGGAAAAGUGCAUUUACUCAAGUAAAAGAGCAUAAAAUCUGAAGGAAAUAUUAUACGUUUUCUGCAUAACUUUUAUGUGGCGCUAAAUGGAUAUUUAACAGAUAUGAUGCAAAGUUGAUGCACUAUUAUAAACUGAAAUAGCAAAAUACAUGCACUUCAAUGUAUCUAUAUUUCCAGCCAGAUCAUACAACAUUACGGUAGUAUGGUAGUAAAGCUAUGACAGGGAGCUUUUUUUCUGCUUUUGAAUUAUUUUGCUUUUGAUACAAUUUACUGACUUCCAUAAAUGAUUUUGUACCUUUACAGUGUGGUAAUGCUACUUUUUCUUCAGUAAAACAUCUCAGUAUUACCUCCAUUACUUUGUGUGAGUAUAAACAUGUACAUUUUCAGCUUUGGUUCUAUCUGCUUUAAAAACAAAACAAAAAAAUCUUUGUUUAUAAUCUGGAAUUCCAGCGGUAAGAGUGUGCAUUCAUUUGAGCUGAACCAGGACAGCUGGCAAAACUAAUCUCUUAAACAACUUCCGAUGAAUCACAACCUAAAGACAAGUUGCAAAUGCAAGAGAAAUGAGCUGUUGGCGCCUUGAUUAUCUGCCAU